This is a messenger RNA of Telopea speciosissima, 1852 nucleotides long. Its product is annotated as pentatricopeptide repeat-containing protein At5g66520-like. Gene Ontology annotation, biological process: RNA modification. The coding region runs from base 1 to 1647 and encodes 548 amino acids. The transcript has a single exon. Lineage: Eukaryota; Viridiplantae; Streptophyta; Magnoliopsida; Proteales; Proteaceae. The record is from RefSeq and is a predicted model, not a curated record. Gene Ontology annotation, molecular function: RNA binding; protein binding.
AUGUCCUUAAAAUACUUACUGGCCAAUCUGACCUAUAGAGCUAAGCAACAGUACCUGUUUUCCUUGUUGCAGCGCUGCAAAAGAAGCAAGGAGCUCACCCAGAUUCAUGCCCAGAUAGUGGUUAAUGGCUUCUCUCAGAAAAAUUACAUUCUUGCCAAGCUUUUGUCCUUCUGCGUCACCUCUGGGAGCCUCGUACGUGCCCAACUGGCUUUUGACCAGAUCAUGGAUCCGAGCACCAUUCUAUGGAAUCAGAUGAUCAGAGGGUACGCUUUGAGCGAAACACCAAAGAAAUCCUUCCAGUUAUACAAUCAAAUGGGAGCUACUGAAGCCAAACCUGAUGGUUUCACCUUCUUGUUCCUUCUUAGUGCUUGUCUAAGACCGUCCUACUUGAAAGAAGGGGAACAACUACAUGGGAGAAUUAUGUCCAAUGGACUCUGCUCAAAUGUUUUUGUGCAGACAAAUCUAAUCAACAUGUAUGUUACUGCAGGAGGGGUUGCUGGUGUUCUCAAGGCACGUAAGGUGUUCGAUGAGAUGACUCAACGGAGUGCAAGGACAUGGAAUUCCAUGCUUUCUGGCUAUUUUAGAUGUGGAGACGUUAAGACUGCAGGGGAAAUAUUUGAUAGCAUGCCAGAGAGGAAUACCGUAUCAUGGACAACCAUGAUUGCAGGCUAUGCCAAGACCGGGAAAUGCAAGCAGGCACUGGCAUUGUUCUAUCAGAUGAGGAAAGCUCAUGUGGAAGUGGACCAGGUAGUUUUAUUAGCAGUAUUAUCAGCUUGUGCUGAACUAGGAGACUUGAGAACAGGAAGAUGGAUACACUCCUAUCUUGACAAGGCUUCAUGCAUUCAAAAACCACAUUAUGUGCCUCUAAAGAAUGCACUCAUUCAUAUGUAUGCAAGUUGUGGAGUUAUUGAAGAAGCUUACAGGAUGUUCAAAGAGAUGUCACACAGAAGCACCAUCUCUUGGACAACCAUGAUCACAGGUUUCGCAAAGCACGGCUUUGGAGUGGAGGCUCUGGCUGUCUUCCGGUGGAUGCAAAGUGUGGAAGGAGAAGGAAAUAGACCUGAUGAGAUAACCUUCAUUGGGGUGCUGUGUGCCUGCAGCCACACGGGAUGGGUUGACGAGGGUCUCACUUAUUUCAAGUGCAUGACUACCACUUACAACCUUGAGCCAAGGAUUGAGCACUACGGGUGCCUGGUUGAUCUGCUGAGUCGUGCAGGUCAAUUGGAUGAAGCGCAGAAGCUUAUUGAGACUGUGCCGAUGAAACCAAAUACUGCUAUAUGGGGCGCUCUCCUUGGUGGUUGCAGGAUUUACAAGAAUGUGGAGCUUGCAGCCAAUAUUGAUAACCAGUUGGUUUUAGAGGUUGAGCCAGACCAAGCUUCUGGAUUUCUAGUGCUCUUGUCGAACGUGUAUGCCGCAGCCAAAAGAUGGGAUGAUGUUGUUACGGUUAGACAGAGGAUGGUUGCAAUGGGUCUGAGGAAGCCUUCAGGUCGCAGUUGGAUCCAAGUGGACGGAGUCAUCCAUGAAUUUGUUGCAGGUGAUCAGAGCCACAGGCAUGCGACUGCUAUCUACAAGAUGGUUGAAGAGAUCACAAGGCUGGCCCAAUUGGAAGGCCACGUACCAUGCACAUCAGAAGUCUGUUGGAUGUAGAAGACUAGGGGAGGGUGAGCAGUUUCUCUACAUUCACAGUGAGAAAUUGGAGAUGGCUUUUGGGUUGGUCAGCAUCCCAGACAUAGGGACAUCAAUUCUAAUUGUAAAAAAUCACAGGGUCUAUUCAGACUUCAGGCUGCCAUUCCAUCACUAAAUUUGUUUCAAUGAUUUUUGACAGAAAUAUCAUUAUAAAAGAUCACACUCG